Messenger RNA from Nerophis lumbriciformis (worm pipefish), 1171 nucleotides. It is a transcript of the gene dsn1, whose product is annotated as DSN1 component of MIS12 kinetochore complex. NCBI's taxonomy places the organism in Eukaryota, Metazoa, Chordata, Actinopteri, Syngnathiformes, Syngnathidae. The record is from RefSeq and is a predicted model, not a curated record. Gene Ontology annotation, cellular component: MIS12/MIND type complex. Gene Ontology annotation, biological process: cell division; chromosome segregation.
UUCCCACAAUGCCGUGUUUAGAAACCAGUUCCGGGAAUGGGCGGAGCAUGUUGGGCGCGCGAUGAGGAUUUGAAAGAAAAGAUGGCGCCGGAGGAAUGUUCGCCCACAGACCAAGACAGUUGCGGGACUGUCGGCACUGUGGAAACCCCGGAUGAGGCCAAUCACUCGUCCGAACGAAAACGGUGCUCGUCCACCUCUCCGAGCACCGUUCCUCCACAAAAAUCACCUCGUGUUGAAAUGUCGUCUCCCGACACAUUGACGCCGGACGCCUCAGGGGAUCGUACUGACAUGGAUCUGCUGGAAAAGGCGUCCGAAAGCGGGGAGGAGCCGACGACGUGUCCGUCCGCCAGCCCUACUGCACGGAGGAAAUCCUGGAGGCGAGCCACCAUUACGAGACGCUCUCUUCCUUCCCUUCCCAAUCCAUAUCAGACUCUGUGCAAGAGCAUCAGCACAUCUUUAUCACCGCAAGAGAGGUUGAGUCUGUUGAUGGAGGCUGCCAUGAAGCUUGCCAUUGAAAGACUUGAGAAUUCCCUCACAUCAGUGCCAAAUUCAUCUCCAACAGAGGCUUUCCAAAAACAAGUUGAGAACUUGCAGACCGAGUGGCACUCUCUGAGCAAAAGCAUACGCAGUGAACAACAAACACAUCCUGACAGUGAAGCGAGAUGUGAUGAUUUAACAACACGGACAGCCUUGGAUAAAAUCCAAAAUACUAUUAACAGGCUUAAAGCUGAACAUGAGUCCUGGGGAGCACUCUUACAAAAACACCAGAGACGGGCAGAAGAACUGAAAAUGAAAGUGUCCCAGAAGGCUGUCGCAUUUGACCAAACAUGUUUGGCUCAGUCCUCACAAUACCAGUUCAUUCAAAAUAAACCUGACUACCACGGCGUCCUCAGUAGGCAACAACCCAUGAUGCACACAAUGGCGGCUACUAUGGACACGCAGUGUCAGAUAGUCCGAGAGCUGCAGUCCAUCAAGGAGCAGUCGCAGCUGAUGGUGAAAGAGACCAGUGGCCGACUGGCGGCUCAAGCUGGUUUCCGGGAUUAUUCCACUGACGUCAUUAAGGAACUAGUGAUGGCACCUUUUCCAUACACAACCACCCUAAAUGGAGGCAAGCUGUCAAAUUGAGCCAUGUUUUAUCACUUGUAUAUAAAGAUUUUUUUGGUCCUUUUUA